Pterocles gutturalis (yellow-throated sandgrouse) is the source of this 1873-nucleotide messenger RNA. RefSeq names its product kinesin-like protein KIF1A. The transcript is spliced from 11 exons. The annotation marks the transcript as partial. The record is from RefSeq and is a predicted model, not a curated record. NCBI's taxonomy places the organism in Eukaryota, Metazoa, Chordata, Aves, Pterocliformes, Pteroclidae.
GACUUUCUACCAGUUUGAGACGGCGUGGGAUAGCUCCAUGCACAACUCACUGCUGCUCAACCGCGUCACCCCGUACCGGGAGAAAAUCUACAUCACCCUUUCUGCCUAUAUCGAGAUGGAGAACUGUACUCAGCCCGCUGUCAUCACCAAAGACUUCUGCAUGGUUUUCUACUCCCGGGAUGCCAAGCUUCCUGCCUCCCGCUCCAUCCGCAACCUUUUUGGCAGCGGCAGCCUGCGGGCUUCCGAGAGCAACCGCGUGACGGGAGUCUACGAGCUCAGCCUCUGCCGCGUGGCUGAUGCUGGCAGCCCAGGCAUGCAGAGACGGCGCCGGCGUGUGCUGGACACUUCCGUAGCCUACGUGCGGGGCGAGGAGAACCUGGCUGGCUGGGGGCCCCCCCGCCCCCGCAGCGACAGCCUCAUCCUCGACCAUCAGUGGGAGCUAGAGAAACUCAGCCUCCUGCAAGAAGUGGAGAAGACAAGGCACUACCUGCUCCUGCGUGAGAAGCUGGAGACGACUCAGCGCCUGGGCCUGGAGACCCUGUCCCCCUGCUCCAGCGAGGAUUCCGAAUCCCGAAGCACAUCCUGCGUCUCCUCCCCGCUUUCUGUCGACGGGGCCCCCGAGAGCCGCACCUCUCCUCCCGAGACCCCCAGCGAGAGGCAGAAGGAGCUGGCCGUGAAGUGCUUGCGCCUGCUCACGCACACCUUCAACAGAGAGUACAGCCACAGCCACGUCUGCAUUAGCGCCAGCGAGAGCAAGCUAUCCGAAAUGUCUGUGACCCUGAUGAGAGACCCCUCCAUGCCAGUUCUUGGCGUCACUACUCUCACCCCCUCCUCAACCUGCCCGUCACUGGUGGAAGGACGUUACAACGCCAUGGAGGUCAGACCCCCCCAGGUUUCCUCCAGGGCAGAGAGCCCUGACCUGGAGCCUGCAGUAGAAGGAGAGCAGAAGAAGUCCCCAGCCUGCCGUCCUGAGGAGGAGAAGGAGCCCCAGCGCUUGCUCGUGCCUGACAUCCAGGAGAUCCGGGUCACCCAGGAGAUCCGGGUCAGCCCCAUCGUCUCCAAAAAGGGCUACUUGCACUUCCUGGAGCCCCACACCAAUGGGUGGGUGAAGCGCUUCGUGGUGGUCCGGCGCCCAUACGUCUACAUCUACAACUCGGACAAGGAUGCGGUUGAGAGGGCCAUACUCAACCUCUCCAAGGCCCAGGUGGAAUACAGUGAGGACCAGCAGGCCAUGCUCAAGACCCCAAACACAUUUGCCGUGUGUACGGAGCACCGGGGCAUCCUGCUGCAGGCAAGCAGUGACAAGGACAUGCACGACUGGCUCUACGCCUUCAACCCCCUCCUGGCUGGGUCCAUAAGAUCCAAGCUGUCCAGAAGGAGAACAGCCCAGAUGAGAAUCUAACCUGAAAACCACCCUCCACCUCAUCCGUCUGCCAACAGGAUCAAGAUAGCUGAUUCUGUCUCAAGACUCCCCAUGUUAAUGUCUGAUCUCUCACACCAUCUGCUGCCCCAGCUGUCUGCUCCAUGGAAGGAUCCGUCUCAAUUCACACCUUCACGGGGGAAAACUCACUUCCGUUCGUAGUUGCAAAAGCCUGGACCCGCCUGGGCAGGAUUUCUCGUGCACGUGCCAUUUUCUGCCUGUCCCCCCAUGAGUGACCUUCAUGUCACAUCAUCUGUAACGCUCCAGAAAGGUCCUUGGUGGAGGGGAGGGAGCGAGGAGGGCAGUUUCAGCUAAAAGCUGGUCUUUGCUCUACAGAGGUGGCAGUGUGGUAAAGCUCAGAGGUGGGAGAGCAGGAGGAAUUGCCUUCACAUGAAGGGAAAGUGGUAGUUUAGGUACAGGGAUUUAUUUCCUAGUUUACUGGUGUUUCUGCAA